CAGUCUUCCCUUCAAUUCCCUUCCAUAAUACAUGGCUCCACAUGGAUUCAAACUUGCAAUAUUCUUCACUGUGGCUUUCAUUCUUUCCCUCACUCUUCUACUUCCCAUAUCAGGUGAUGCAGGAGGUAGAUCAUUGUUGGGAGGGGAGGAAAGCAAUAAUAAGGCGGUGAUAGGGUCAAGGCCUCCGGCAUGUGUAGACAAGUGCAUGAAGUGCAGGCCAUGCAUGGCUACGGUCAUCGUUCCCAACCACAGAAGGAGUAAGGGUCUCUUCAAACACGACGAUAAGGAUGACAGCUAUUACCUCCUUUCAUGGCGAUGCACAUGCGGCAAUAAGCUCUUUCACCCUUAAUAAUCCCCAUUUCCUGCACCUUCAUUCUAUAUAAUAUACAUAUGACUAGUGCUUUGCUUACGCACACUUCAUCCAUCUCUCUAUUCGUUAGCUUUCUCAUGUCUUGUGUGUGUGUAUAUGAAUAUCAUGACCAUAUAAUCAAUUAAAUUAAUGUGAUGAUGAUUUUGAUUAGUCAACUAAUUGCACCACUUUGUUACUCAUGCUGCGCUACUUAGUUUUCUGUAUCUUGAUUCCAGCUAGCUGAUUCAGCUAGUCUCCUUUCCACACUCGCAUGCAUGCAUGUUGCAUCACUGUUUCAAGUCUAGAUUAGAUGUAAUUUGGGAGGUUUAUUUGAUUUAAUUGUAUUUGAGACUAAUGAUUUAAUUUACAUAUCGAGAAUAGAGUUUGAUCCAAUUCCGAGUGAGUCCAUACUUAAUGAUGCAGUGAUACCUCU
Messenger RNA from Arachis ipaensis, 782 nucleotides. The record is from RefSeq and is a predicted model, not a curated record. Lineage: Eukaryota; Viridiplantae; Streptophyta; Magnoliopsida; Fabales; Fabaceae.